CGGCGCGGUGACAGCUGGGUAAAUUCACCGACAUACAGGAAGAAUAGGACGAAGCCCAGUCUGCCCUGCAAGCCUGCACACUGCACACACCCACGGCGACAUAAAGGACCAAAUCACUGCUUGACCAGGUUAGCAGGUAUGGCUGAGUUGGCGAGUCUGGUGCAGCGGCUGGAGGUGGCGGUGGGUCGCCUGGAGUCCAUGUCGGGACCUGGAGGCAGCGGAGGUUCUGCUGGAGGAGCUGUGUCGGCGUACGUCGAGGCCUUUGACGUGAUCAUCAAAGGUCCUGUGGCUGAGUACCUCUCCCUCAGCCAGAAGAUCGGGGGCGAUGUCCAGAAACAUGCAGAGAUGAUGAAGGUGGCAUUCAACACUCAGAGACAAUUCCUCUUAACAGCCUGCAGCUGCCAGAAGCCCUCAGACAAAGAUUUGCAGAAUAUCCUGGCCCCAGUGUCCAAAGAAAUCCAGCAGGUGCAGUCGUUUCGUGAGCAGAACCGCACCUCGCCGCUGUUCAACCACCUUUCUGCUGUGAGCGAGAGNUGUAUUAAAUUGUGUUUAUUUUUCUUGUUUGUGUCCCAGGCUCCUAAGCCAUGCCCCUAUGUUAAAGAAAUGCAGGAUGCCGCCAUGUUCUACACCAACCGUGUGCUAAAGGAUUACAAGGAAAAGGACAAGACACAUGUGGACUGGGUGAAGGCCUACGUCAGCAUCUGGACUGAACUCCAGAACUACAUCAAACAGCACCACACCACCGGGGUGACCUGGAGCAAGACCGGUCCUGUGGCUUGCGCCUCUGCAGCUUCCCCCAGGGCUCCUGCUGGUGGAUGUCCUCCCCCACCUCCCCCUGGACCACCUCCUCCCCCCAUGGACUGCAGUGCACCCUCUAGCGGUGGCGGUGGUGGUGGUACUGACGUUCGUAACGCUUUGUUCGCCUCACUUAACAAGGGAUCGGACAUCACCAAAGGCCUGAAGCAUGUGAGCGACAACCAGAAGACCCACAAGAAUCCUAACCUGAGGGGAGAUGGUCUUUCAGUACGUUCCGGGCCAAAACCUUUCUGUUCCACGAGCCCCCGAGGUCCUGCGUCUGCCCCCACAACCCAAACACACCCUCCUGUGUGUGAGCUGGAAGACAAGAAGUGGAAAGUGGAGUACCAAGAGAAAGCACAGCUGGAGAUUGCAGAGACUGAGCUGAAACAAGUGGUUUACGCUUUCAAGUGUAACAAUAGCACCCUGACAGUCAAGAACAAACUUAACUCCAUCACUUUAGACAACUGUAAGAAAACGGGCCUGGUGUUUGACAACGUCGUGGGCAUUGUGGACAUCAUCAACUGCAAGGACGUCAAGAUCCAGGUCCUGGGUAAGGUCCCCACUAUCUCCAUCAACAAGACGGACGGUUGCCAUGUCUACCUGAGCAAGGACUCUCUGAACUGCGAGAUCAUCAGUGCCAAGAGCUCAGAGAUGAACAUCCUGAUACCGAAAGACGAUGACUUUGUGGAGAUCGCUGUUCCUGAGCAGUUCAAGACAGUCUGGGACGGCAAGAAGCUCGUCACCACAGCAACAGAGAUCGCCGGCUAGACAGGGCCAGCAUGUGAAACGGCGGCCCCUCCUCGUCACCAUCCCCACCUCCUUUUUUUGCAAAUGCCUUCCUGACUGAUCGACCACCCCACCAGCUAACUCUCACACUGUAGACUUGAGAUUUGGACCUCAUAUAUUGUCUCUCCCUCCCCUUCCUUAACAGCCAAUCACAGCUUAAGCUGUCCCUUCCAUCAGCCAAUGAGAGGACUGCUCGCUUUUAUCUGGAGCAAAAUCCUCCAGCCAAUCAGCAGGGAGCGGCUUGUCGUUCAGAUUUUUUUCUUCCUGUGAGCCAGUGAGCACUUUUCGAACACAUUCACGAGUUUUGCCAAUAGCUGGGAUGCUCUGUAUAUUAUUUUGUAUCUAUCUGGAUAAUGCUAAGCUAAAUUUAACACGUAGACUAGCUAACAUGGGAUUAAAAGCGCUGCAGCCAAUCAGGCUCAACUAUCAGGAUGCUUCAGCUAUUACUCCUUCUCUUCUGGUCGGGAGCGGCUGGUGUUUUUUAAGCUGUGGCCUGAUAGGUUUCUGUUCCAUUAUAUGCAACCCACUGGUGAAGCACUUGUCAAACAGAGGAUAAAGGCAUCCAUAUCACCUCCGCUGACAAUAGUUGACUAUAAUAAUAACAUUCAUAGUGGAUAAUAAUAUGAAAAAGAAGUCAGCACUCUCAGAGCACAUUCAUAGGAGAAAAAACAAGUUGUGUGCACAUCAUGAAACUCUCCAUCUAGAUGAUGUUGGAACAAUAAAAUGAUCAUUCCAUGUGCUUUUCCUUAAACCCCACACAUAGCACAUUCCCAAAUACUAAAAUAACAUUCCAUAUAAAAGAGGCAUGUAAGAAAAGUUUGCGAUAAAGAGCAAAGCGAUACAAAGAGGAAGAGAGAGACUGACGGACAUCAUCAUCGUCGAUUGAAUGCUUCACCUCCGCCUCAGUCUCUAGAUUGGAAAUAUCUGCUGUCAUCAUCUGUGUAGAUAUUAAUAAUUACUGAAUAGUCUUGAAAUAUUAACCCGACCAUCGCUCUGAGCUCACACCUGCACUCUUUGGUUAUCUUCAGCUCUUGAUGCUGUUCGCUGAAUUUUCUUUUAUAUCGUCUCUUUCUUUUUACCUCUUGAUUUUUUUGGGUCCAAAAAUCAGAAUUUUGCUCAUUAGUACUGGAGACAUCAUUAAAACAUGUUGCAAUAAA
Epinephelus moara (kelp grouper) is the source of this 2741-nucleotide messenger RNA. It is a transcript of the gene cap1, whose product is annotated as CAP, adenylate cyclase-associated protein 1 (yeast). Gene Ontology annotation, biological process: cytoskeleton organization; regulation of adenylate cyclase activity; cell morphogenesis. Bases 139 to 1566 code for a protein of 475 amino acids. Gene Ontology annotation, cellular component: cytoplasm. Gene Ontology annotation, molecular function: actin binding; adenylate cyclase binding. Lineage: Eukaryota; Metazoa; Chordata; Actinopteri; Perciformes; Serranidae. The transcript is spliced from 13 exons. The record is from RefSeq and is a predicted model, not a curated record.